AUGACUAUGAUGUAUACUCUCCGGCUCUCGGCCCUGGCAGCCGCAUUAUUGCCCGGUCUUUCGGUGAUAGCUGCUCCUACACGCCAACCCCAGCCGGGGGACUCCUCGAUCACCGGCAUCUUCGGCACUAGUUUUGGUAUCCCUGGCCAAGACUAUGAGUUUGAUUAUGUCGUGGUCGGCGGUGGUCAGGCUGGUCUCGCAACGGCAGCUCGUCUCGCUGAAGACAGUUCCCUAAGCAUAGGCGUGAUCGAAGCCGGCGGCUUCUACGAGCUUACCAACGGUAACCUCAGUGAAAUCCCCUCAGCAGCGAGUUGGUUUUCGGGCAAAGCCACUGAUGACUGGCAACCUAAUAUUGACUGGGGUUUCAUCACGGAACCACAGCAAGCCCUCAAUAACAUCACCGCUCACUAUCCUAGAGGCCGAACACUAGGUGGGUGCUCUGCCCGCAAUUUCAUGGCCUAUCACCUCGCCACGAAGGGAUCCUACGACCAACUGGCCAAGGAGGCCGACUCGCCGGCCUAUUCAUUUGACAAGUUUUUCCCGUACUUUACCAAAAGUCAAAAGUUCACGCCUCCUGUAGGUGGCACCUAUGACCGCUUCGCCAACUCAACGCCUCAGUAUGAUCCAUCCAAGCUCGGUACUAAGGGGCCCGUGUCAGUCAUCUUCCCUAAAUACGCACAACCAUUCAGUACCUGGGCACGCAAGGGAUUGGAAGCCAUCGGCCUCAAGCCACAGCGCGGCUUCGAGAGCGGCAACCUUUCAGGCGGUUACUCCUACGCGCUCGCCACAAUCCGGCGUGAGGAGAACAUACGCGAGUCUUCAGAGACAGCCUUCCUACGUCCCCAUCUUGGCGGACAUAACCCCAACCUUAUCACGUUUAUAUCGACACUAGCUAAGCGAGUGGUGUUCGACGGACAGAAGCGUGCCACUGGCGUGUUAGUUGAUACGCUAGGUCUUCAAUAUACCAUCCGUGCUCGCAAGGAAGUUAUCAUCUCGGCGGGAGCCUUCCAGAGUCCACAGCUACUAAUGGUGUCGGGUAUCGGGCCCAAGGAUACACUGGAGAAGCAUGGUAUCGAGGUCCUUCAGGAUAGCCCCGGAGUUGGACAGAACAUGAGAGAUCACGUCCUUAUUGGCACUUCAUACAGGGUAAAUAUCCGCACUGCUUCCGCCUUUGGGGACCCAGAGCAAGCAGCCCUAUUCCAGAAACAAUAUGCACGGGGUAACGGCCCCAUGACAAACAACGGUGUCGACCUUCUUGGUUGGGAACGUCUCCCCCGUAACCUCCUCAGCAACGCCACCGCUUCGGCAUUAGACUCCUCUUUUUCGUCUGACUGGCCGGAGCUCGAAUAUCUCCCCGGCGGCUCCUUCUUCGGUAAUUCGAGCAAUCUUCAACUGGUCGCGCCCAAUGAUGGAUUCCAGUACGCGACAGUAAUUGCCGGCUUAGUGGCCACGUUGUCGAGGGGUAACGUAACCAUUCGGUCCAACGACACGGCUGACUUACCUAUUAUCAAUCCCAACUGGCUCAGCCACCCGGCCGAUAAAGAGGUAGCCAUCGCCGGAUUUAAGCGCACGCGUCAGAUAUGGACGGCGCCGGCUAUGCGCCCCGUGCUGGUGGGUGAGGAAUACUACCCUGGCAAGAACGUCACGACCGACGAGGAAAUCUGGCACUACAUCCAGGAGAACUUUUCCACAAUCUUCCACGCCGCUUGUACCUGUAAGAUGGGACCAGCAAGCGAUAAGAUGUCCGUGCUCGACGCCAAUGCCAAGGUCCGUGGUGUCACCGGCCUUCGCGUUGUAGAUGCUUCAAGUUUGCCGAUCUUACCUCCAGGUCAUCCCAUGUCUACCAUCUAUGCCCUCGCCGAGAAGAUUGUUGACGACAUCCGUCACGGCAACUGAACAUCGCAUAUUGUGCUUAUCUUAGUAAUUUAGACAUAGAUAUAAACCUAAAUUUUGUUAUAAUAGGGGCAGGCCUCGGAUGCUGGAUUAUAUAUAGGAAAUUCGGGAAGGCAUCAUUUUGGAUAUCUCAGUUAGACUUCUCGAUUCAAGCUUGACUAGUCUCACGAUGUUACAGCUUGGAGCUACAUGUACUUUAAUGUACUUU
Molecule: messenger RNA, 2101 nt
Organism: Daldinia decipiens
Lineage: Eukaryota; Fungi; Ascomycota; Sordariomycetes; Xylariales; Hypoxylaceae
Product: putative GMC oxidoreductase
Exons: 3
Coding region: 1-1896 (631 amino acids)
Biological process (GO): secondary metabolite biosynthetic process
Molecular function (GO): flavin adenine dinucleotide binding; oxidoreductase activity, acting on CH-OH group of donors
Source: RefSeq, a predicted model, not a curated record